This is a messenger RNA of Physella acuta, 5929 nucleotides long. RefSeq names its product ephrin type-A receptor 3. NCBI's taxonomy places the organism in Eukaryota, Metazoa, Mollusca, Gastropoda, Physidae. The record is from RefSeq and is a predicted model, not a curated record. Gene Ontology annotation, biological process: protein phosphorylation. Gene Ontology annotation, molecular function: ATP binding; protein tyrosine kinase activity; protein serine/threonine kinase activity.
UUUCGAUAGUGCCAUUAAGUUGACAAGGUUUUCUAGUUUAGAAAACAGCUGAUCACAGCUAAGGAAUGUAGUGUUUUUAUUUUAACCAUUAUUCUGUACUUAAAGAAUGGAAGGAUACAUGUUCUUAUUUACAUCAGUGUGUCUGCUUUAUACUUGUUGUGUAACUCUAGCAGACGAUGUAGGAUUUUUAAGUUCUACCACUGGUAAGACCACUAGGCCUAGUGGCAGCAUUAAAAACAAAGAUGAACAUGCAAGUGAUGACGGUAGCAAUGAAAAUUUAUCUUUAGAAUCAUCAGUAAACCUAGCCAAUAAUACUGGUUCUACGACUUUGCAAGUUCCGUUCUUUGAUGCAGCUACUUGUUUGAUCAAAGUCGGUUCCAAAGAUGACGAUGUAAUAAACUUAAAACCCAUUUCAAGAUUUGAUGGUUUUGCCAGGUAUUUUGCCAGCUUAAAUGUGCUGUCAGGCAACUAUGCCCACCCACUAAACUAUGUGUACAAUCCCUGUGCCACUGUGAAUUAUCCACCAAACCCACCCUUGGGGACAGUGUUUGGAGAUCCAUGUCUCAACAUUUUGUUUAUGGGUAGAAGGGGCGUUGUUGAUGAUGUUGGGUUUGUUGAAUGGAUUUUAAUUGUUGCUGAUGUUGGGUUGAUUGAAUGGAUGUUUGUUGUUGAUGAUGUUGGGUUGGUUGAAAGGAUGUUUGUUAUUGUCGAUGUCUGGUGGCUGUUUGUUAAGGGUGGUGCUGGUUACCGGCUUAAAUGUCAAAGGUGCCAUGGUGACAACCAGUUAUUGAUGAAGAUUUCUGUAGUUGCCAUGGUAACAACUAACCUUUACCCUCGACAGAUCUGUAGCUACCACACCAUCAACGACAAGACCUUCUACAGCAUCAAUGGGAUCAACGCGUCUGACAGUAUUUCUGUCCUGCGGGACAACUCCAGCAACUAUGUCCUUUCCUACAAAGGACUGAAAUCACUUCGGUUCAGGACCACCAACGUCACACUUUUUUGUGAUCACAAUAGGAAGGGGGAGGAGGACGGUUUGUUUUUGGUUCGAUCCCAUACCCAAACUGGAACAAUAGCUGAGCUUUACCAUGAAUGUUGCUGUGUGGGGGGAUGCUGGCUUCAAAGUAUGGAGAAGGUUACAGACAAAGGCCAGAAAAAAAAAGUGGGGGCUGAUGGGGAGAAGAUGCUGGUCAUUGUGGGGACACUGGUCAGUCUCAUCAUGAUGGUGGCGCUCAUUGGAGGCUUGUGCUACGUCAAGAGGACACACCUCAGGAUUUACUCCAAGCUGCCUGGAGUUACCCCCCAGGGCAUCAGCAUGCCAGUCACCAACAGAAGAGCCGCCACCAUGCCUCCCACCCUGCUGGGGAACCCAAACGGUGGCACCAAAAACUCAGACUUCAGGGACUACGAGCCCGCUGCCAUAUCCAGCGCCCGCAAGAAGAUGAUUCCAGUGCUGGAGGACUCCAACAUUCAGCUGUCAGCUGUGGAGAUGCGACAAAGGCUGGGUGGUGGCAUAUUUGGCGACACACAUUUGGGGACAUUCAAUGAGAUGACCGUCACAGUCAAGAGAUUGACCUUGUCCAUUCAUGACAACCAGCUGACCAGUGAGACCAUGGAGUGGAUGAAAGAAAUUGUCUGGUUUCUCAGCCGCCAGCGUCACAAGAACAUUGUCUGUGUGCUGGGCUUGUGUCUGAAUGGACGGCUGCCAUUCCUUCUCACAGAGUAUGUGAUUGGAGAAUGUCUGAAGGAUUUUCUCAAGGCCAAUGGGCAGCAGUUAACUUGGCCACAGAGAAUAAGACUGUGCCUUCAAGUUGCUGAUGGUAUGGCAUUCUUACACUCGACCAAACCUCCUAUAAUACACAGAGAUUUAAGGUGUGGAAAUCUAUUCCUGUCUGACAAUGAUUCUGUCAAGGUGGCAGACUUUGGGUUAAUCAGAUUAUUACAGCCCAUGAGGGAGCAGUGUAACAACGACGACUGCAGCUGUCAAAGACAGUUAAGUGCAUGUCCAGCAACAGUCAGAUGGACGGCGCCAGAGCUGCUGAUGUACCCCCGCAGUAGAGAAGGGGAGAGCAAUAUCAUAUCCACAGCGUGUGAUGUUUACUCCUUUGGUCUAGUCAUGUGGGAGAUGGUUUACUGUAAGGAUCCAUUUGAUGAGAUUGGCACAGAGGCUGAGGUGAUAGAGAUAGUAAGGAACAGUGGUCGCCCUGACACGCCCCCCUCUGUUGACAUCAUGCCACAGUUCAAGGAGCUGAUGAAAACAUGCUGGGACCAGCGCCCUGCCAACAGGCCGGCAUUCAAGAGGGUGGCCGUUAGUUUGAAGGACUUGAGCUCUCAUGCCAGAUCCUACCAGAAGUUGGUCAGCACUUUAAAGAUGAGACUACAGAAGCAGCAUCCAAUUGACCAUGUGUGAUCAGCCUGGUCAGAUGGUGAUGACAUAACAGAUCAGGUCAGGUGACCCAACAGGUCUGGUUUGGUCAGCCUGGUCAGGUGACCCAACAGGUUUGGUCAGGUGACCCAACAGGUUUGGUCAGGUGACCCAACAGGUUUGGUCAGGUGACCCAUCAGGUUUGGUCAGGUGACCAGUCAGGUGACCCAACAGGUCUGGUCAGGUGACCAGUCAGGUGACCCAUCAGUUUUGGUCAGGUGACCCAACAGGUUGGGUCAGCCCUGUGGGACAUCUCUAUUCUGCCCAGGUAUGAGCUACCUGGUCAGGAUGAGCAAAUAAAGAAGUUUAUUAGAGGCGCUGUCAACACAAGGGAAGUAAUUUGUGUUCAAUAAACCCGGAGUUACAUUCACUACAUAGAGACAUGGUUACCAAACUUGUUUUUCCCGACUGCUCACAAGUAAUAAAUAAUGUAGUAUAUAUUAUAGGGCAAAAUGUUACUGCAUUUAAAAAUUAACUUAUGACGUGUAAAUUUUUGUUGUUAACUUUGUUUUUGGUCCUCCAAUAUAUAAACAAAUACUUAUUUCACUUGUAUAUUAACCCGUCUUUUAUUUCUGUAGGCACUUUCAAUUUUUAAAAAUGUGUAUUUUAUUCAUGUAUCAAAGGUGUGUAUGCACAUCUUUUACUGUUUACACAUUUUUUAACAAACUGUCUUUUGUAUAAUUAACGUCUUUUGUUUGUAACAUAAGUAAUUUCCUUUUUAAAGAAAUUUUUUCUUUUAAAUGAAAUUUAAAUGUGUAUUUUAUAUAUACAAUGGACACCUUUUAAUGCUGUCAAUAUUUCUUAAAGAAAUUAUGAUGGAUUUCUUAAACCAGUGUCGGAUAAUAGAAUCUUCUAAAAAAGGGUGUUAGAUUACUAGUAGUUAACUAAAUACAUGGCUAUCUCACGUCAAUGCUAACACUAUCUCCAACCCUAAUCCUACCAUAUGUCUAACCCUAAUUUCUAACUAAAAAACUAGUCAAGAUUACAAUACUACUACCAACAUCACACCUAUUUUCAGAAGAAUCUAUUAUCGGACAUUGAUAACUUCAAUCAUCCAAACUUAUAUUUUACUUAAAAUAUACACUUCACAUGUAUUGUUUGUAAAGAGUGCUUUUAAAGAUUUUAUUCCUGUAAAAGUUGGUAAAGUUGUGUUAAAGUUUUGCUGGCAGCUUAUUGUUCAGGUGAAUGCUCUACCUUGCCUUACAUUAAGGUUGUGUUCCAGACAUUAAACCACAGGUAUGGUUUACACAGGUCACAUCUGGUUUCUGUCUUUCAAAACUCUGUUCAUAUUAGUUAGCUCCACCCAUCAGCUGUGUAGUAGAAGUUUUCAUUCAGCACAUUCAGUGUGUGUGGUGGUGGCUGUGGUAGAAAACAAAGUACACAUUUUUAAAUAUUUUCUUGGGACAAUCAUUUGUGUAGAGGAACUGAAAUUUUCUGUGCUUUAGACAAGAGACUCAUUUUUUUUUGGAACUAACUAGUUACUGAUAUUAAGUAGAAUUAUGUAUCAUUGAUACACAAAUAUUGUUUUAAAACAGAACAGUAUUAUGUUAUGGAAAGAGGGAAUUGAGAUUCUAUAGUAUGAAGUUUUGCCUAAACUUAGCUCAAAUUUUGUCUUUAAUUGCCAGUAUUGAUGUUAUUGGUUUAAUCAGCAAUGGUUUAUAAGAUUUAAACUUCUACAGCUUCCAGCUGAUCCUGUUUGUCAGUAAUAGUUUCAUUGUCUGUUAAUGUAAUCUGAUUAAAUAUGAAAUGUAUGGGUUUUUUCUUAAUACCAAAGUUGACUAUGUUGUUUAUGAAAGAAAUUAAGAAUAUGUUUUAUACUAGAACAAACAAGUUGAAAAGGUCUUUUGUCCUAAUUUUGGUUCUCUGGAUUUAAAAAAAAACUGACAUUUUAAAUUUCUCUGUCUAGUAGAUGACUUGCAUUUAUGAUUAAUCAUUAAUUUAAUGUUUUUACAUAAGACUUCUUCUUAGAGUAUGUUUCUACUUAUAGCCCAAUGACCUAUGUUAUUCUAGAACCUCUGUACGAAGAAUUUGAUGGGACUUUUUUAGCUGAUUUGAUAAUUUAAUGUAAUGUUUAUUUAACUAUACAUUUUAUAAUUCUUAUAUAUCUGUCUAUUCUAUUUAAUGGUCUAAAACUACAACUGUAACAGUGAAAGAAUCGAUUAUUAUUAUAAAAGUGCUUAUAAUUCUGAAGUUAUUUUGAAAUAAUUGCUUUGAAUGAGUGACAAGGCAUUUAUGUAAUGGUUUGUGCCAAACUUUGAAAUGGUGCUGUUGUAAGAAGCUCAUUCCAAAUGUUUAGCAUAGUUUAUGUUCUGUCCAUACAACUUUACUUCAUGUAAAAUCAUAUUAUAAAUUUCUAUUUUCAUACAAAUCUGCACAAGUACUUUGAUCUUCCUAGGAAGGGAUCAAACUAGUCCAAAUUAGCCAUUUUCUCUUUUAGUUUUCUUAGAUAAAUUGCUGUCCUCAACUGAUGAUAAUUUUUUGAUCAGGAAUCAAACUGAGACUUACUGGUUCUCAGUUAAUACUUUAUGUAAAAUCUAAUUCCUUUUUUUUUCUCCAGAAAAUUUGAGACUUUUCCUUUUUCUCCCAGAUACCAAUAGCAAUACAAAGUUUUGUAAAUGUCACGUUUAAUUUGAAUUAACAGCAUAUUUUGAAACACCAGAAUUAAUAGUUGCACAUGGUCAACUGCCAGUGUGACCACUAUUUUUUAGUGUUGAAGCACCAGAAUAAAAUGUCUUCUUACAGUCUACACUUAUGUUGCACAUUGAUUACUUAAGCUUAAGAUUGAAGUAGGUUUAGCCCAUGGAUACCUCAACAGCCUUCUCUUAUGUUGUGUCUGUUGUUCCUAUAUCACACCAUUAAAUAAAAGCCAUUCUUCCUCAGGGGUGGUUGUGGAAACCACUAAGAAUUCCUGGUGCAUGCCAAAAAUUUCAUGUCUCUGAUCAAUAUUUUUGUAAAUGCAUGUCUUUUCCAAAAAGUUUUUUUCUGUGUCAAACAUUUAUCUUCCCUUUUUAUUUUAACAAUGCAGCUAAACUGAAGAAUAUUGCCAAUCAUCUUUUUUUUAGACAGAAAUGUUUUGAUGACAUGUAACAUACAAUAAUAUUCUAACUUUAUAUUCAAUAACAACUUUAUAUUAUACAGGUUAUUUUUACUGUGAUGCAAAAUUAAUUACAAAAUGUAAUUCAGUACUUGUUUCAAUUGUACAUAAUAAGUUGAUGUAAAUCCCUGACUUUUCUGCUCAGCCCAUAUAACUCAACCUCUGCUUUAAAUAACCAAAAAGGACAUUUUAAAAAUAAGCUUUUCUUUUUGUUUUUAAGUAGAAUGUUAUUACUAGUGGUUGAUUUAAGUAAUUAGAAAAUUGUAUGUAUUUAUCUAAAGACAAUGUAUAAAACAUUGAUCAUGAUUUCUGUUGCAAUAAAAUUUAAGAAUAAAUGUUACUUUACUUCUGUAUGUAAAUAUGGUGUAUAUUUGUCCUACUGCAUGCAUUUUUGGUCAAUGAAUAAUUAA